UGAAAUUUGAGUGCUAACAGUCGUAUUUCGAAUCUUUGCGAUACGCUUCCCAAGUACCCCAACCUUCGAACCAUUGUAAAGCGAAUGACGAAAAGAAACCGAUCUCAAGAACAAGUUGGAGUAGGCGAUAUUGAGGACGGUGUCUCGGAGCAUAUGAAACGUAAAUGGGAACCACCAAACUGGCGGGAUCAACUUAGCAAUAUUCGAAAAAUGCGCGAAAGUCGCGACGCCCCGGUAGACUCGAUGGGUUGCGAAAGAUUGGCUGAUGAAACAGAACAUCCGAAAACAUUUAGAUUGCAGGUACUGAUAAGUCUUAUGUUGUCAAGCCAGACGAAAGAUCAAAUUACGGCAGCUGCAAUGGAGCGUCUGAAGUUGAGAGGGUGCACGCUUACAACAUUGACAAGUAUGAAGACAGAAGACUUGCAGGAGUUGAUAUACCCAGUGGGAUUUUAUAAGACAAAAGCUUUGAAUAUAAAGAAAACGUGCGAGAUCUUAAAGGAAAAAUACAACUCAGAUAUACCAGAGACUGUUGAGGAGUUAUGCACCUUGCCUGGUUAAUGUGUUUACAUUCUCUAUUGACCACUCUAGGUGUCGGUCCGAAAAUGGCAUAUUUAGCAAUGCAAUGUGCGUGGAAAAAAGUGACUGGAAUCGGUGUCGAUACACAUGUACAUCGAAUUAUCAAUCGUUUAAAAUGGAACAAAAAACCAACCAAAUCUCCAGAAGAAACUCGUCUGGCCCUUGAAGAAUGGCUCCCAAGGUAGUAAUUGGAAUAUAAUUGGGAACACUGGGAUGAAAUUAAUUGGUUACUAGUCGGUUUUGGCCAACAAAUUUGUCGCCCAGUAAAUCCAAACUGUAAAGAAUGUUUAAAUCUAUCAAUUUGUCCAUCUGCGUCGAAAUUUCAUACGAAAACAAAGAUCUAAUUUGAAGAUCGACAAUUUGCAUUUAUCUCCCAUUUCAACUACUACAAAAUACUUUCUGAGAUCAUAAGUUAUUUUUUUAAAUAAAUAAAGCAAUCAUAAUCAAA
Molecule: messenger RNA, 1024 nt
Organism: Schistosoma intercalatum
Lineage: Eukaryota; Metazoa; Platyhelminthes; Trematoda; Strigeidida; Schistosomatidae
Source: the annotation of a GenBank genome assembly